UAGGGUGUUCUUGGAUGAAGCAGAGCACGCUUCUUGUGAAUUUUUCUGAAGCUUGUAAGGAUGGCAGAUCAAUCGCCCAACUUCAUUCUCAAAUCAUCAAGACUGGGCGGAUUCGUAACGCUUUCUUUGCCACCAAACUGAACAGUUUGUACGCUAAAUACAGAUCUCUAGAUACUGCACGCAACGUGUUCGACGAAACGCCGCGCCCAAAUGUACAUAUCUGGAACUCGUUACUCAGGAGCUACUGCCGGGAAAAACAAUAUGGUCAAGCUCUUCUCCUGUUUUCUCGGAUGGUGGCUUCUGCAAAACCAGACAAUCUAACCAUACCCAUCGUGUUAAAGGCGUGCGUGAGGUUGCAGGCGCUCAAGUUUGGCAAAACGAUUCACGGGUUCGUCAAGAAAUAUGACAACUUUGGUGUGGAUGUCUUUGUUGGGUCGGCUCUGGUCGAACUGUACGCAAAAUGUGGAGAGAUGAGUACUGCUUUGCGAGUGUUCGGGGAAUGUUGUGAACCAGAUGUUGUUUUGUGUACUGCAAUGGUUAGUGGAUAUGAGCGGAAUGGUGAUCCUGAAGAAGCGCUGAAAUUUUUCACUCGAAUGAUGACUGUGGAGUGUGUUAGUCCUGACCCAGUAACGCUUGUUAGCGUUGUCUCGGCUUGUGCUCAAUUGCGGAAUCUAAAGGCCGGGCUUAGUGUUCAUGGGUUCGCAAUUAGGACAGUGCUUGACAUUGGCGUGUCUUUCAGCAAUGCAUUACUGAAUUUAUAUGCAAAGACGGGUUCUGUAAAUACUGCAUAUAGUUUGUUCAGGAAGAUGGAAACGAAGGAUGUGAUUUCCUGGAGCAUCAUGAUUGCUUGUCAUGCCCAUAAUGGGGCUGCUACUCAAGCACUGGAUAUUUUUGAUGAGAUGAUUGAUAAAAGAUUUGAGCCAAAUGCAGUGACUUUGAUAAAUGCGUUGAAAGCAUGUGAAUCAACUUGUAAUUUAGAAAAGGGUAAGCAAAUCCACGAACUUGCUGCUAAGAAAGGGUUUGAAUUUGAUAUGUUGGUUUCUACAGUGUUAAUUGAUAUGUACAUGAAGUGCUCCUCCCCAGAUGAAGCAUUUGAUAUGUUUAAAAGGAUGCCUGAGAAAGAUGUGGUCAGUUGGGUUGUUAUGUUAAGUGGAUAUGUUCAUAAUGGAAUGGCAUGCAAGGCAAUGCAGGCCUUCUGCCUAAUGCUGUCCAGUGAAAUUCAACCCGACUCUAUUGCUAUGGUGAAGAUUCUAGCAGCUUGUUCAGAAUUAGGGAUUCUCCAUCAAGCUCUUUGUCUUCAUGGCUUAGUGGUUAAAGGCGGCUUCAGUUAUAAUAGUUUUGUUGUAGCCUCGCUCAUAGAAUUAUACUCAAAAUGCGGUAGCUUAGACAAUGCUGUCAAGGUUUUCGAAAACGUAGAUGAUAAAGAUCUCGUCAUCUGGAGCUCAAUGGUAGCAGGCUACGGAAUUCAUGGGCGAGGGGAUGAAGCCCUGAAAUUACUUUACCAGAUGGUCAAGAAUUCACCCGUAAAGCCUAACAAUAUACUUUUUCUUUCGGCUUUAUUUGCUUGUAGCCAUGCUGGUUUGGUUGAAGAGGGGGUGAAGUUGUUUGACAUGAUGGUCAAUGGAUACCAACUGAAACCCGAUUCAGCUCACUACGGGAUUUUGGUUGAUCUGCUUGGCCGCAGUGGAGAAUUGGAUAAAGCCAGGACCAUUAUCAACUGGAUGCCAGUCCAACCUGGUCCUGAUGUUUGGGGAGCUUUGCUUGGUGCAUGUAGGAUCCAUCAGAACAUUAAUCUGGGGGAGCUUGCAGCAAUUAAUCUUUCACAUCUGGAUCCUAACCAUGCUGGAUAUUACAUUCUGCUAUCCACUCUCUAUGCUGUUGAUGGGAAGUGGGAUACAGCAGAAAAGCUUCGAACUUUCAUUAAUGAGAAGAAAUUGAAGAAGAUGACUGGCCAGAGUGCCGUUGAGGUCAGGACUUUAGAUCUAUAACUUUGUCACUGGAGAGCAAUUUCAUCCAAACACGCGGUAAAUCUAGAUUUUCUUGAGAAAACUAGACAGGAAAAUGAGGGUUCAGGGUUACGUCCUGAUCUUCUGCUGCAAGCAAGGUGCUGAGGAAGUUUUGUAGGGCAGUAUCACCUACAUAGAAUAAUGCUAAAGGAUUUGGGACGGGCUCAUCCUAUCCAUUCCAGAGGCUAUUCCAUUGAAAGCCUAAACCGAUGGAUAACGGAUGAAUGCUAGACAUACCUCCUGGUACUCGGAAAUUGGAUGAGUCCUCAUCAUGUAAGAAAUCAGCAUGGAUUGAAGAAACCUUUGAAACUGCCCAUGUGCCAAUGCAAGGACUGGAUCAAGGGCCCAGAUUGACGCCCAUAUCCGAGGACAACUGGAUUCAAUCUUGGGAUCGUAGGACGGGUCUUUUUUAACUUGGGUAACCCCUUGGUAUACUACAUACUGUUCAUUAUUAUAGCAAUCUUGAAACUGGAUGAGUGCUGUUAAUUGAUAGAGACCUCAUCGUAAAGAAUCCAUUAGAUUCAUAUGAUUCAUUUGGUCUUUGUUGACAUCUGGGUUAGUAUCCAAGUUAACCAGAAUUUCCAAGAUUUAGAGCAGAGCAAUAGAACACUGAAAAAACUCUUUUUUUAACUGAAUAAUCGUUACGGAGACGCCAAGUAGCACUAUUGGAGGUUUGCCGCCGUAUAACGGCAAAAGCAAAAGCAGAAGCAGAGCCAGUCCUUCCUUAAAUCACGAUUCUCUGUGCCCACUUCCAUAACCUGAUUUUCAGUUUCAAUUUCUUCCUCCUUUCACACACGCACACACAUAAAUAUAUUAUAUAUAUAUAUAUAGAGAGAGAGAGAGAGAGAGAGAGAGAGAGUGGCGGCGCCCGGGGGGGCUGAAUGGGGGAAGAGAGAGAGAGAGAGAGAGAAAGCGGGUUUUGGCAACGGCAAGUUGAGUAGAACGUCAUGCGGCAUCGGAUCAGGAGAGUUAUUGGGCAGAGCAAAGUGAUAUGUUAAUCCCGGAGCCACACUCCCUAAAAGUGGCAUCUCUUGGUAUUGAUGGACAGUGACAUGAGUUUCUAUGAUUUAUAUUUAUCGUUUGUAAUUUAUCUGCUGUGUGAUCACUCACUCCUCAAAGAAAACUCUCGCUCCAUCCCUCUGCCCACGUGGCAGACACCCACUUGAUCAAAGAUUCCAAAUCAGCCAACAUGGUAGAAUUGGACGAGAAAUCUUAAAUCUAUACCAUAUUCUUAUAAAUCUUCAUUGGAUUUGGAGCAGUGUUCUAGGAUGAUGUUAUUGGUAGCAAGACGACGAUAUGACUAAAUCCCCAAGGGGAUCUUCUCUCCCCUCAAAUAUUGAAGAAGGUAUAAAGACGAAAGCGGUUACUUCUGAAAAAGGAAAGUUAAAGAUUCAAUCCAAUUGUAUUUCUAUUUCCACUCGGGACAGUCUUGGAAAGCUCAACUUGGAAUGGAAUAGCAAGUUUGCUUCCAAUCCAAACAAUCCGCACGGCAACCCCCCCCCCCCCC
This is a messenger RNA of Diospyros lotus (date-plum), 3513 nucleotides long. RefSeq names its product putative pentatricopeptide repeat-containing protein At3g01580. NCBI's taxonomy places the organism in Eukaryota, Viridiplantae, Streptophyta, Magnoliopsida, Ericales, Ebenaceae. The coding region runs from base 15 to 1988 and encodes 657 amino acids. The record is from RefSeq and is a predicted model, not a curated record. The transcript has a single exon. Gene Ontology annotation, cellular component: intracellular membrane-bounded organelle. Gene Ontology annotation, molecular function: RNA binding; protein binding. Gene Ontology annotation, biological process: RNA modification.